CAGCUGGAAGCAGCAGAAGAGCCAUGGGUCCCAGAUCUUCUGGACUCCAAGGAAAGGAAGAUCCCAAGAGGCACCUGCACAGGGCUGAGACUACUUUAAGACUGAGCCCAGGCAGGGCUAGAGAAACAGCACGAGAAGGGUACUGGGCUAGGCCCUGAUGGACUGUGUGCCCUGGAAGAGGCCUGUUCUGGUUCAUGCACAGACAAGGUGGUGGCUCAGCCGGAGGGCUGAUCUGUUGAAGAAACCACCUGAAAACCACUGAAUGGGGUCACCAGAGAAUAAAAACUGCAGACGCGCCCAUGAGAGGCAGAUGAUGAGACAAUGAGUGAGAACGAGGAUGGGAAUCCACAGCAGGAAGGUCCUGGGCAAGUGGAACUGCAGGGAAGGUUUUUGAGAAGAGCCGAAGGGAAUUUUUCCCAGUGCUGGGAAGAGAGAGAAGCCUGGAGUCAUCGGCACAGGUCAGAGAGGAAGUUGGGAAACAGCCAAAGGAAUAAAGUAAAUGAAGUAAUUGAAUGUGGGGGAGGAGGCAAGGAUCCCCAGGAAACCACAGCUCAGCAGACAAAUCCCAAGGAAAAGAAACCAUAUAAAUGCUUGGAAUGUGGGAAGACCUUCAGUCGGCGCUCAGAUCUUAUUAAACAUGGUAGAAUCCACUCUGGAGAGAGACCCUAUAAAUGCUUGGACUGUGGGAAAAGCUUCAACCAGAGUUCAAAUCUUACUACUCAUCAGAGAGUGCACAUAGGAGAGAGACCCUAUAAAUGUCUUGAGUGUGGGAAAAGUUUCAGUGUACUCUCAACUCUUAUUGUACAUCAGAGAACCCACACAGGAGAGAAACCUUAUGAAUGUUUGUACUGUGGGAAAAGCUUCUAUCGCAGCUCAAAUCUUACUACCCAUCAAAGAGUGCACACAGGAGAGGGACCAUAUAAAUGUCUUGACUGUGGGAAAAGCUUCAGUGCACCAUCAGUUCUCCUUAUACACCAGAGAACCCACACGGGAGAGAGACCUUAUAAAUGCUUGGAGUGUGGGAAAAGCUUCAGUCGCCGCUCAGGCCUUAUUAGCCAUGAGAGAAUCCAUACAGGGAAGAGACCGUAUAAAUGCUUGGACUGUGGGAAAAGCUUCAGUCGCCGCUCAGACCUUGGUAACCAUGGGAGAAUCCACACAGGAGAGAGACCAUAUAAAUGUUUGGAGUGUGGGAAAAGCUUCAGUCAGAGCUCAGGCCUUAUUAACCAUAGCAGAAUCCACACGGGAGAGAGACCCUAUACAUGCUUGGACUGUGGGAAAAGCUUUUAUGGGAGCUCAAAUCUUACUGCCCAUCAGAGAGUGCACAUAGGAGAGGGACCAUAUAAAUGUCUUGAGUGUGGGAAAAGCUUCAGUGCACCAUCAGUUCUCCAUAUACACCAGAGAACCCACACGGGAGAGAAACCUUAUAAAUGCUUGAAGUGUGGGAAAAGCUUCAGUCAGAGCUCAGGCCUUAUUAGCCAUGAGAGAAUCCAUACAGGAGAGAGACCAUAUAAAUGCUUGGAGUGUGGGAAAAGCUUCAGUCACCGCUCAGGCCUUAGUAACCAUGGGAGAAUCCACACAGGAGAGAGACCAUAUAAAUGCUUGGAGUGUGGGAAAAGCUUCAGUCGCCGCUCAGACCUUAGUAACCAUGGGAGAAUCCACACAGGAGAGAAACCCUAUAAAUGUUUGAUCUGUGAGAAAAGUUUCAAUCGGAGCUCAAAUCUUCAUACACAUUGGAGAGUACACACAGGAGAGAGUGGGAAAAGUUUCAGAGAGAGCUCAGAGCAUCAGGAGAGAAAUCAUAGCCAGGGCUCUGGCCCUCCCCACCCUCCAAGCCAGCUGAGACUGACCCACUUCAGAUGCCCGGCUCCUGCCCUGCCCUAUCCAUUGCUCCUCCUCCCUGUAUUUGUCUAGCUUCCCAGACAGAGUCACCUGGUCUCAUCCCCCUCUUGGGUCUUAGGUUAUGAAGGGCAUUGGCCACAGUAUGUGUGCAGGUAGCCUCACCUGCCCCAUAGGUGCCAACUUACCCUCUGGCUGGUGGGUGCUUGACCCCUGCCCCACCCCUUCCCCCAAGGCCCCAUCCCUGCCCCGCCUCUUCCUGCCCCUGC
Molecule: messenger RNA, 2105 nt
Organism: Gopherus evgoodei (Goodes thornscrub tortoise)
Lineage: Eukaryota; Metazoa; Chordata; Testudines; Testudinidae
Product: zinc finger protein OZF-like
Exons: 4
Coding region: 322-1911 (529 amino acids)
Biological process (GO): regulation of transcription by RNA polymerase II
Molecular function (GO): RNA polymerase II cis-regulatory region sequence-specific DNA binding; DNA-binding transcription factor activity, RNA polymerase II-specific
Source: RefSeq, a predicted model, not a curated record